GAAAAAGUGAAAAUUUUAUAUUGAAAGAAAAGAAGACUAUACUUUACUUCGUACUUACAAGAAUAUAUAUCCAUAAUGAACAGAGGUAGAGGUGGAUUCAGAGGUGGCCGUGGUGGUAGAACCGGGCCAUCACAAUUUCAACAAGGUCCUCCAGAUACCGUUUUAGAAAUGGGAUCUUUCAUGCAAGCGUGUGAAGGUGAUAUUUUAUGUCGUUCAGUUAAUGUUAAAAUUCCAUACUUCAAUGCCCCAAUUUAUUUAGAAAACAAGACCCAAGUUGGUAAAGUUGAUGAAAUCUUGGGUCCUCUUAAUGAAGUUUUUUUCACCAUCAAACCAUCCGAAGGGGUUGUUGCUACUUCUUUUAAAGAAGGUGAUAAAUUUUAUAUUGGUCCUGAUAAACUUUUACCUCUAGAAAGAUUUUUACCAAAACCUCCUCAAGUUGGUCCUAAACCAAAGAGAAAGUCUGCCGGUGGUGCCAGAGGUGGUGCCAGAGGUGGAUUUGGUGGCCGUGGUGGUGCCAGAGGUGGUGCCAGAGGGUGGAUUUGGUGGCCGUGGUGGAUCUAGAGGUGGAUUCGGUGGCCGUGGUGGUGCCAGAGGUGGAUCUAGAGGGGGCCGUUUCUAGGCUCUCAAAAUAAUAGUUCUUAUAACUAAAAGAUUGACUGUCUAACAUCAAUAGAGCUGACCAAAUCAAAAAUAUGUUAUUGCAUGAUUUGAAUCCCCUUGCAUUUGCUUCUUUCUCCAGGAAAGGAACCUUUUUGCUUUGGAGAGAAUA
Hyphopichia burtonii NRRL Y-1933 is the source of this 769-nucleotide messenger RNA. RefSeq names its product H/ACA snoRNP pseudouridylase subunit (gene GAR1). The record is from RefSeq and is a predicted model, not a curated record. Gene Ontology annotation, biological process: ribosome biogenesis; snoRNA guided rRNA pseudouridine synthesis. Gene Ontology annotation, cellular component: box H/ACA snoRNP complex. NCBI's taxonomy places the organism in Eukaryota, Fungi, Ascomycota, Pichiomycetes, Serinales, Debaryomycetaceae. Bases 76 to 561 code for a protein of 161 amino acids. The transcript is spliced from 2 exons. Gene Ontology annotation, molecular function: box H/ACA snoRNA binding.